Molecule: messenger RNA, 2078 nt
Organism: Olea europaea var. sylvestris
Lineage: Eukaryota; Viridiplantae; Streptophyta; Magnoliopsida; Lamiales; Oleaceae
Exons: 8
Coding region: 127-1524 (465 amino acids)
Source: RefSeq, a predicted model, not a curated record
AACUUUUUCAAACACACGUCUCCUCUUCUUCAAACUUGAAUCUCUCUCUCACACAGAAACACACAGUUGUAACUUGAAAUCCCUAAUCUCUCCACCGGUGUAAUUUUGAUUCUGGCACCGGUUAUUAUGUCAUCACAAUCGCCGGAAUUCGAAGCCCGGCAGCUCAGCAUACCAAAACCCAUCUAUACACUAUCCCCCCGCAUCACCUCCCUGUUCUAUGAUCCCCAUUCCAAAUCCCUCGCCCUACGCCAUUCCGAUUCCUCUUUCUCUCUCUACUCUUCUAUUUCGCCGCUUUCUCUUUCCUCCAUUCCUCCCUCAUCCCAAAUUCUAGUUCCGUCUCCUACAUCUUCCGCUACCUUUUUCCACCUCCAAACUGCUAAUUCGACCGCCACUCUCUUCCUCACCUCCUCCCCUCUCCUCCGCCCCUCGGCUGACACCCUCUUUCGAUUCUAUCUCCUACGGAAACCCAACGACCGGUUUAGUAGAAUUAGAGUUUUUUCCAGUCAUGGGGACUUGGAUUUUGAUGAAAAUAAGUUUGGGGUUGUAUUUAAGGUCAAUCAUGGGGUGUCGGUGAAGUUGUCUGGCGGGAUUAAUGUGUUUUCAAUGUAUUCAGUCUCGAAUUUGAAGAUAUGGGUUUUUGCUGUGAGGAUGGUUGGUGACGAUGGAGAUGGAGGAGUUUUGAAAUUGAUGAAGUGUGCGGUGAUUGAUUGUUGUUUUCCGGUUUUCACAAUGAGGGUUCUGUCGGGAUACUUGAUUCUGGGUGAAGAGAAUGGGGUUAGGGUUUUUCCGCUGCGACCUUUGGUGAAAGGGAAGUUGAGGAAGGAGAAGAGAGUUUGUAAAAGAUUGAAUUUGCAGAAUGGGUUGAUUAAUGGGGUUGAUGCCGCAACCGGUUUUGCAAAUAGUAGUGGAGGAAAAGUUCCAAUUGCAGAGGAGGAUUUGAAUUUGGUGUCUAGUAAGGGUGGAAAGACUGAGAAGCAUUCUGAUAGUGUAAAGUUGAGGUCCAUAAAACUUAGGCAAGACUCUAGGGAUAGUGGUGCAUGUUUUGUGGCUUUCAAGAGAGAUGAUGUUGAAAGUUCAAUAACAGUGAAGAUGCAUGGGAAAUCAGCAAAGGCAACAUCCAUGCAGGCACUAUCAGCAGACAAAUUCCUGAUUUUAGACUCUGUUGGAGAUCUACACCUUUUAUGCCUCUCUUAUUCUGUCCGUGGAUUGGAAGCUGCUUGUCACAUGAAACAGUUAACUCAGACGAUGAAAGUUAUAAAGCUGGCGGUUCUUCGUGAUGUUCCUUCAGUCGAACAAACUGUUUGGAUAUCAGAUGGACAUCAUACUGUACACCGGAUGGUAAUGUCUGGCAUGGAUACUUCUACUGAUGAAACGAAAAGUAAAGACAGCGAGGAAAAGCUCAUCCAAACCUCAGUGACACAAGCAAUUUUUACCAGCGAAAAAAUUCAUGAAGUGGUACCUUUGGCUGCAAAUGCAAUAUUGAUUCUUGGAGAAGGAAGCAUGUUUGCUUAUGCCAUUUCCUGAUCUUGUCAAGUGGUUCUGUCUUCAAAGUGGUCAUGUUUUAUUGGGUAGCUGAUCUCUUCCACUUGAAUGGGAUCCCAGCACAUUUGUUUUGUUGGAAAAGUCUGGAGCUGCAGUUGUCUACCAUAUCCAAUGGUGCAUAUCAGUCCGAAGAUGCUGAGCUCUUGAAUUUUAUUAAGGAUAUCCAGUCUGCUGGAUGAUGGAAUGGUCCAACUGUUAAGCAAGAUUUUCUCAGUGACUUACCAAGCUUCUUCUGCUCCAUGGCCGGCUUCGGUAAUGCUGGGACGAAACUUGGUGGCAAUUUGGAAGCCCUGUUUGCUGGUUCACUGCUUUAUACACUUCCCUCAGAUGUAGUGCUUUUCUGCUUAUACUGAUUUUAUGUUCUCAUCGAACUCAUUUGCAUGUCUCCCUAAUAUCCCAAGGUGUAACUUCGCUGCAAUAUCUCGUGGCACAGGAUGGUUUGUAUGCACAUAAUUUUUCUUAGUAUUUCUGCUACCUGGUUUAAUGAGUAAUAUUAUCAGCAAUAAAGCUUUCUUUAGCCUCUUUGUUAUUGAUUA